GGUGGCACAGCAGCAGUCGAGGGCAGGACGGCACAGGGAGGGAACGCUGCCUUGGAGCGCGGCGUGCGCACCGAAGGGACGCGUUGAUUGACAGUCGGAGGCACGGAGCGCUCCGUGCGGCACACAAACGGAGCACGCUAUUCUACCCGGCCCGUACCGUCUCAGCAAAGGCAACUCUGUGAAAUACCAGCCAGAUCAGCCUGGCACAAAUAAAGCAGGCUCUAUCCAUCCCCUGGGCUCGGAGUCUUUUCACCGAAUAAACGGGAAAAAGCAACGCAGCAGCUAUCCCAUCCCGUCGUUACCUGUCCAGCCAUAACUGGACACACUCUGGGCUAACCUGACGUUUUCAAAGUAUCCUGGAAACGGGAGUGGAUGGACACUUUGCAAUCUGAGAAGAUUUUGUCGGUUUCUUUUUUUAUGGAGUAAAAGGACUGCGACUUUCUUUCGGGAUCAUUUUGGGGUUGAUUUUUGUUUUUUUGUUAAAUUCAACAUAAAUGUGAAGCGUUCGUGAGUCAAGUUACAAACCCUGGAGCCUGUAAACACUCCUUUUCAUUAUAUGUAAUUGGAAUAAUGGCCAGAUAAUCAGGAGACUCUCGGGAGGAAUUUUGGUGCGUAAUUUGUGCGAUGUGUGCGUUUGCUGAGCCGCAGAAGUAGUUGUGCCUCCCUUCAUUUUACGUUAAAUACCCCGUUUUUCCAUGGAGUAGGCUAAAUCACAGGUAAAGACUUAUAAAGGAGCGGGUUUAUUCUCUGUCGCCUGGAACAACCAGGCGGAUCUGAUGCGCAGAUUCUCCAUAGUUUAUGGUAAAUGACCAAUGGGGAAUCAUGAACAGCUCUUCUGAACUCGAAGAUGGGACUCGGCAUAAAAACCAGACGUUCUGUGAGUGUGUGCCCAGCUCCUCCCAGCUCAAACACCGCUGGUCAGACUCAGAAACUGCCAGAGAGACCCCGGCCAAGAGGAUGAGCUGCAGCUACCUGCUGUGCACUAUUCUGCUCUUCGUAGCUGUGUUAUUGGCUGUCACUGUAACCGGCACCAUCCUUUUUAUGAAUCACUACCAGGCCCCACCCAUGUCCGAUGGCCUACCACACAUCUCUACCAAUCAGGAUGAAGCCAAUGCCCUGGUCACCGUUGAGAGAGGCGAUGGCUCUCGCAUCAACAUCUUCAUCGACCCCAACUGUCCCGACUACAACAGUAACUUUUUGCGCCUGGAGGGCGUGCAGACGUCACUGCUCCACUCACUAACCGACCACGACUCUGAUCUGAAGUCGGUGAAAGGCCAGGAUCGAGCUCUUCUCGUCAGUCUGGCUGAGGAGGUGGCCAAGCUGUCGGCCCACGCGGGGCAACUGAAAAUGGACUAUGAAUCGUUGCGCAGGGGGCAGGGCAGCCUGGGGCAAGACCUCAACACGCUGCAGACGGAGCAGGGACGCCUCAUACAGCUGCUGUCCGACAGUCAGAUCAACAUGGUGAAGGUGGUGAACUCAGUGAGCGAUGCUCUUAACGCCAUGCAGAAGGAGAACGUGGGGCUGAAGGCGCGUGUCAAGGCUGAUUUGCAGAGGGCGCCGGUCAGAGGGGCGCGAUUCAAGGGCUGCGCCAACGGCUCACGUCCCCGUGACUGUGGUGAUCUGUACGCCAGUGGUCAGAGAGAGGACGGCAUCUACUCAGUGUUUCCUGUUCACCACCCCGCAGGCUUCCAGGUCUACUGCGACAUGACCACAGACGGAGGAGGCUGGACGGUGAUCCAGCGCCGCGAGGACGGCUCCGUCAACUUUUUCAGAGCCUGGGAGUCGUAUCGGGAGGGAUUUGGCAAGAUCACUGGUGAACACUGGCUCGGGCUGAAGCAGAUCCAUGCACUGUCCAUCCAGGGGAACUACGAGCUCCGUAUCGACUUGGAGGACUUUGAAAAUAGCACCGCUUAUGCCCAGUAUGGAACAUUUGGAGUAGGCCUCUUUUCCGUCGACCCUGAUGAUGAUGGAUAUCCUUUGACUGUCGGAGACUAUUCUGGCAAUGCAGGCGACUCUCUGCUGAAGCACAACGGGAUGAAGUUCACCACCAAAGACAGGGAUAACGACCACUCGGAGAACAACUGCGCCUCCUUCUACCACGGCGCCUGGUGGUACCGUAACUGCCACACCUCCAACCUUAAUGGCCAGUACCUGCGCGGCCAGCACACCUCCUAUGCCGACGGCAUCGAGUGGUCCUCCUGGACUGGCUGGCAGUACUCCCUCAAGUUCUCCGAGAUGAAGAUACGACCUACCCGCGACCAAGAAAAGAAAUGAAAGAGACAAAAGAAGAAGGAGGUUUUUUUUUUUUAAACAUUACCAACCACAGUUUCUGACGGCUCGGCGGAGUUACUCGUCUUCAUAUUGUUUAUUCACGUAAACUCUUUGAGUUCAUUUGACUCUGCUGUUUGCCUCCUGGUGUUGUUCCCUUUGUGCUUCUCCUCCUCCAUCACUCAGCUACUAGUGUCAUGCUGGCUACCAUUAUCCUUCCCCCCGCUCCCUUUCUUUAAAAUAAUAAUAACAUACCCAUCACCGUGCAUAUUUGUGAUCAUUCAGCUCACAAAAGCAACAUGCCAGAGCUCCGAAUCCACAGUCCACUGCGCUAGCUUUACUCAGUCUGACACGGUGGUCCAAGCAUUGCCUGCAGGAUCACACCCCAGUAAUUCGCUCCUGACAUGUAACUCUGACCUCCCAUCUGUGCUGACACGGCACUACAACUGUGGUUCAGUCUCGCUGCCCACCGCUGUAUAAUCUGUGAAUGGAGAGGGUUGCUGCGAAUAUAGCAGAAACAGACAAACCCUUCACAAAAAUAUGACACGGGGACACAAAUCCUCUGCAGACGGAGUCCAGAGUGUCACCUGUGAGAAGGGACAGCGCAGUGGGACACUGUGUCACAUUUACAUCCUUGAUCUGUGUGAACGAGACCCAACAGGGUAGUGGCAAGAAGUGCAGGGCCUCAGAUAGUUAGAGGGAGACAGAGACAGAGAGGACGAGGAAACAAUUUGACAAGAGGUAAAUUAGUCGUAGGAAAAAGGGGGCAGAGUAAAUCAAAGGGGAGUGAGGAAGUGGAAGAAGAGGAGGUGCAAAAAAAAUAAGAAAAAGAAAGACAAUGGAGGAUCUCAUGCAUCUGACUUGGACCAUUAGGGAGCAUAUUGGGCACUUUGUCUGAUCUGCCUGCCAGCUGAGUACUGGCCAACUGAUGCAGCAUUCACAGAUGGUAACCCAGCACUUUGUGUGUGUGUGUGUGUGUGUGUGUGUGUGUGUGUGUGUGUGUGUGUGUGUACGUGUGUGUGUGUGUGUGUGUACGUGUGUGUGUGUGUGUGUGUGUGUGUGUGUGUGUGUGUGUGUGUGUGUACGUGUGUGUGUGUGUGUGUGUACGUGUGUGUGUGUGUGUGUGUGUGUGUCUACGACAGAGAGCGACAGACAGAGUUAUCUAAUAUUAUCAAUUUCCUGUCAUGAGUUUAGUAGAGCGUCUCUACAAUGUUUAGCACAGACGGACUAAACAUGAUGCAUGGCUGCUAUACUUUCACUCCAUGUCAGUAGCUAACAUGAAAUAACAACGCCCGUGAUGUGUGUACGUGUAACAGGAAGGUCAACAACUAUUUGAAAGAGGAAUCCCAGGCUGUGUUAUACCAUCCAGAGUUCAUCUUAUUUUCUUGGACCUGUUGUUACAUCUUUACUCCCCCCCCCCCCCCCCCCCACAUGCCCCCCUCUUUGCUUUGUCUUUUCUUUCCAGGUGAUUCUUACAGGAUGUGUUUGUGUGACUCGGUGUCUCUUGUCAUGCAAAGGUUGAGAAAGUUGCUGUAAAAUAAGAUUUGACACUCUCAACCUCUCAGUAGGAACUCUACAAUGUGUUAUGGCAAAAACUAAAUCUGCCUAAAGCAAACAAAAAAAGGAAUAAUAGAAAACAGAAAAAAAAAUGUCAUUUGUUUUAUUUUAGUCGGUGAAUCAACUUUUUUUUGUUUCAUCGGGUUUAUUUGGAUGUACUAAAAGCUUUAAAAAAAUAUCUGUAGAUUUUAUUGUACAGUGUGUAUGACUUUUAGAGCAUGUGAAGCUGUUUUCUUACUAUGCUAAAACACAAAGAAUACUCAAACACAUGGACUUCACAAAACCACCGGUUUAAAAAAAUAAAUAAAGAAGUGAAAUGAGGAGUAUUUACAGAACGCUUUUCUCUACCUGAACAAGAGGGAGCGGCCCGAGCUGCUCUGCAGGUUGGAUACGAGUGAAGAGGAGGAAUGUGAUUAUCCCUAAAGCACAUGCCUGUUCAAAUCUGCAGCACAAAUAUAAAUAUUUUAUGGAGGCACAACAUGAGAGAGAUUUUAAACCUCCUGGCACAUUCGCUGCCUUGCUGGACAUACGUGAUCUUUCUGACAUCUUGGUGUUGGAAAGUCUCGUGGCACAGGGAGACAGCUGACAGUGAGCUAACGCACUGCACACCUCUGACACUGGAACAGCUGUGAGUUGUUUUGUCAACGCAGGUGCUCGGAAAGGGUCUCCCGUCGCUGCGUGUGUUUCUGCAGCACCUUGGCUGUGUGCAUACAGCUAUAUGUCAUGUCUCUUCAAAAUCAAAGCACAGACACAUGCUACAAAUACUUGCUGAUGUUAUUAUAGCACAGAGUGUGAGGUUUGAUCAUGUCAGAGGAUACAGCAAGUUGGAAACUGGACUGCGCGUGAGAACCGUAUGCAAACGUGUGUGUGCGUGUGUGUGUGUGUGUGUGUCCUCUGUGUUAGACAGAGGGCGCGUGUGUGAGCGUGUGUGCACAUGUGUGUGUCUACAGUGUCUCUGUGUGUACACAUAUAUGCACAUGCUUUGGUUUGUACAUGCCUAAUGUGCAUGAGCCAGACGACGGAGCGGGAGGCCGAGUGCGUCUCUCUGUGGAAUUUUGAAGUAAUGUGAUGCUUAUGUACAACUUGCCUCCCCUGCUGUUUGUGUUGAUAACAGAGAGAUUUACAUAAUUAUAAUGAACUAUUACUUAUUGUGAUUGUGAACCCAUAAGAGUGGACACCACCUUCUACUGUGUUGAACUGCGCUCGUCCCCCCCUCAGAACCCAGAGGACCCACCUUCAUUCACCUGCAGCGUUGUGCUCACUGUAUAUGUUGAUGCUAUGUUGCCCCUUGUUAUUUAAAUGUAAAGUAUUAUUUGCCAUGCACCUUUCUGUGAGUGAAUGCCUUUGUGGUCACUCUCUCUGCAGCAGCUUGCUACGUUUCCAACGGAGGAGAUGAUAAAAGAGUGAAAUCAGAGGCUCUAAUCAUUUCCAGUUAUCCCGCUCAUUACAGUGCAUCAGCACCGCCUGAUCGAUCCCACAGGUCUCCAAGCCUUCUAUCUUUCUUACUAUGUACCUCCUUAAUUGCCUCAGCCUCUGCUGCCAAUUCCCCCUCAUUCCUCAUCGCUCCUAAAUUCUCUUCCCAGCUCCUGACUCCCUGCCUCUUUAUUGCUCUGUUUUCUUGUUGUGUUGCCCCUCUCUCCUCUUCCCGGGCCUCUGUCCUCCCAUUCCUUCAGUCCCAGCGCAUAACUCUGUUUCCUUUUCUUUUUCGUUUUGGUGAAGUACUAUAGAUUGUUUUUUGCUGAAUCUUGAUACUGUGUUUUAAUGUUCUUGUCAACAUUUAAUAAACAUUCACAUUUUAUAAAUGGGGAACACCCUGA
This is a messenger RNA of Cottoperca gobio, 5642 nucleotides long. RefSeq names its product fibrinogen C domain containing 1b (gene fibcd1b). NCBI's taxonomy places the organism in Eukaryota, Metazoa, Chordata, Actinopteri, Perciformes, Bovichtidae. The record is from RefSeq and is a predicted model, not a curated record. The transcript is spliced from 8 exons. The coding region runs from base 799 to 2274 and encodes 491 amino acids.